Molecule: messenger RNA, 1425 nt
Organism: Penicillium taxi
Lineage: Eukaryota; Fungi; Ascomycota; Eurotiomycetes; Eurotiales; Aspergillaceae
Product: HoxN/HupN/NixA family nickel/cobalt transporter
Exons: 7
Coding region: 1-1425 (474 amino acids)
Biological process (GO): nickel cation transmembrane transport
Cellular component (GO): plasma membrane
Molecular function (GO): nickel cation transmembrane transporter activity
Source: RefSeq, a predicted model, not a curated record
AUGGUGUUGUCAGAUCAUAUUUCAGUGGAGGGACUUGAAAGCAGUGGCCUGGAGAAUGAGCAGAUUCAGCGGAAAUGGAGCUUACAACCCCUUCUGCGCCAUGCUGAGCGCUCUCAUAGCCGAAUACCCGGUAUAAGAAAAAUCCCAUUGCGUGCCCUUGCAAUCAUUCUAUUCAUCGCUUUUGUGAAUAUUGCUGUAUGGGUAGCUGCUGCCAUUGUAUUAGUAUGUGUCACUAUCAUUUUCACCCGUAUAUCAUUGGUAUCUACCGCAGCGCUUGCUUAUUCCCUAGGACUACGACAUGCCUUUGAUGCUGAUCAUAUCUCCGCCAUUGAUUUAAUGACCCGAAGACUGCUUGCAACAGGACAAAAGCCAGUUUCAGUUGGAACGUUCUUCUCUCUGGGCCAUUCAACAAUUGUUAUAAUCACCUCUAUUGUUGUGGCGGCUACAGCGGCAGCUGUAUCUUCACGCUUCGACAGCUUCAGUAAAAUCGGCGGUAUUAUCGGAAGUGCUGUUAGCGCGGCUUUCUUGAUCCUCUUAGGCUUAAUGAACGGCUACAUUCUGUUCAAACUGAUUAGACAGAUGCAAAAAGUUUUCAGGUUACCUGAGGGUCAAGAGGAUGAGGCAUGGAGGAUUGAAGGCGGCGGUCCCCUCUUCUCGAUACUGAAGAAGAUGUUCAAAAUAAUUGAUCGACCGUGGAAGAUGUACCCAUUAGGUAUUCUCUUCGGAUUGGGCUUUGAUACUUCUUCUGAGAUAGCCCUGCUAGGUAUAUCAUCUAUUGAAGCUGCAAAUGGAACAUCAUUCUGGGUGAUUUUGAUUCUACCUGCACUGUUCACAGCGGGGAUGUGUCUCCUGGACACUAUUGAUGGCGCCCUCAUGUUCUCCCUCUACAUCCAACCUUCGACCAACUUCCUUUCAAAACAAGUCGACGAAGAAGUAACAUCCGACACAACAAGCGACAGUCUCCCCCAAUCACGAGACAACCACCGAGACCCAAUCGCCUUCCUCUACUUCUCAAUAGUGCUCACAGUACUAACUGUGAUCGUUGCCAUCGUAAUCGGCAUAAUACAACUCCUAACCCUAAUCAUGAACGUGACCGACGCAACAGGUAGAUUCUGGGAUGGAGUGCAGAUAGCCGGAGACUAUUACGAUGCGAUAGGCGGUGGUAUCUGUGGUUGUUUUAUUAUAUUUGGCGGACUGAGCGUCAUCUGUUAUAAGCCCUGGCGCAGGUGGAUGGACCGGCGUCAUGUGCGACCGGCCGCGAGCGAAGAUAGAUAUCGAGACAAUCCGACUGGAGCAGAUGACGAGACUGGUGCUGUACUCUGUGAUUCCGGAGAUUCUCGUCAGCAAACAGCCACUGUCAAGUGUACGUCUCAGGUUGCUGUAACAAGGGCAGGUGAGCGGCGUAUUGGGGACGAGAUUGUUUAG